This is a messenger RNA of Liolophura sinensis, 3030 nucleotides long. Its product is annotated as fidgetin-like protein 1. The record is from RefSeq and is a predicted model, not a curated record. Gene Ontology annotation, molecular function: microtubule severing ATPase activity; ATP hydrolysis activity; ATP binding. NCBI's taxonomy places the organism in Eukaryota, Metazoa, Mollusca, Polyplacophora, Chitonida, Chitonidae.
CUUUCAUUUUCUUGCAUGAAACCUAAAAGGCACUAAAAAUGACCAUAGGCCAAUGUUUAUAUUCAGUUUGUUUAUUUCAUUGGUGUCUUAUGCCGUACUCAGGAAUAGUUCACUUAUAUAAUGGCAACUGGCAGGAAAGAAAGCGGGAAGAGCGAGGGGGAAGCCAUAGGCCUAAGGCUUCAUUUAGGCCUAAUGGUGUGGGAAGAAACAACAGGCAGAAUUAAUCUCAGUCGUCUGACCUAUCCUCAUAUUUCUCAGGGCUGGUCAGAUUUUAGAAAUUGUGGUGUAGGUUAUCUCCCUGUAUUCACUCUUCAAAUGCAAAGGGAAAUGGCGCCAAAGAUGAUCUGCUUGUCAAAGUGGAAUCGUAGAUUUUCGUUGCGCUCGUUCGACAUUCUCUCUUAAACUUGAGUGUUUCCUAAGAUUUCUAAGAUUCUAGGAAGAAAGAAAAUACGCUUUGCGUGACUGGACGGAGAGCGCAUCAGUCAUGUCUUUAGUGGUAGAGAGCAUUGUAUGCGUGCCGUAGGUCACAACAGCAACAACAACAUAGACAUGAGACAAAUCCAUCUCGGCUGUCCAUGCGAGUAUUUGGUUUUCAGGACUAACACCAUACUUCCUGUGUGACUGAAGUUUAGUAGGAGGGGAUGGAGAUGGAUCUGGAAACUGAGAUGAGUGUGUUCAGUGAGGAGCUGUUCAUGGCUAGGCUGGAGGAGCAGUGUUUACACCCUAAUCUCUCCUCUGGCACACCGUCCGAGAAGGCUGACCUCAUCAGGAAUGUCCUUGUGCAUCAGUUCCAUGCCAGAGCUCAGGGCAUUAUAUCAGACACAGCACUGAAAAAAGUCCAGGAUCAGUACUGGGACAUGUACAGCAAAGUUGUGGAUAACUUUGAUGUGAAGGAAGGUCUGAAUAAUUAUGCAGAAGGUGCCUUGGCCUUGUGUAACUUAGGAAGAAAUGAGAGUCAGGCAUGGAAGUCCUCUCUCAGUCUCAAGACUUUCCUGUCGUCCUCAGCUGGUGGGCGAUUUAGAAAAUCGUGUCAGGUUUCAGCAAAUACCGAGUCUUGUGAUACACCUAAUCAGGUGGUGAAGAUAAGAACUGAUGUGAAGCUACCUGAGAGAGGGGUCAUGUCCACAGAACAGAAGCAGACCCAGGGACAGACUGGGGUCAGCAUAAGGGGCCAGAGGAUGUCAGAACAGACCACUGAUAUCCCAGGCAACAACCAGGUGUUCACAUCUAAGGUUCAGAACCCCUUCUACAAGCAAAUGACCAACAAAACCCAGGACUCUGGCCAUCAAAUGCCUUCUAAACUGAACAGUUUACCUGGAAGGAAACAAAACAGUUUUUCAUUCAAGAAAGGGCUGAAUUGUGCAGAGAACACUUUACCUUACGAUCUACCCCCUGGCUGGGAUGACCCUUCCUUAGCUGAGCCCAGUGUUCAGCGUCAGCCCCCCUCAGGGAUUGAGCCUAAUUAUAACAGACCACGUUACCAUGGUGAUCAAGAAGUACCGAGGAAACCACUGUUUGCUUCAGGCGGAGGUCCCACUAGUGCUUUGAGAGGGAGGUCCUAUGGCAGCCACCAGCCCGCACAGACACCUCCAAGCUUUUACAGGAGAGCUGAAGUGGGUAGAGAGAACCCUGACCCAUUCAAACAAGAGGCAGAUGUGGACGAGGACAGCGCAAUCGGUCCAUUCAGAACAGCAAAGGAACAGCUGUCGAUAAACCAGCAGAAGAAGUAUGGACAGAACAGGGGGCCAGUUAAACCUGCCUCUUAUGGAAAUGUGAAAAAGUCCUUAGGAACAAGAAGAGGCCCAGGCAGUAAGUUUGUUCCUCCAGUUGUUGGACGAGAGGAAACAGGGGACAGCAACCUCAUCCUUCGUAAAGCCGGGCCAAAUAAAGCUUGCCCUGGUGGAGAAGAGCCUGUUGAUGAGAGACUGAAGGGCUUGGAGCCAAAAAUGAUUGAGCUUAUCAUGAAUGAGAUCAUGGACCACGGUGCCCCUGUUGCGUGGGAUGACAUCGCUGGGCUGGACUUUGCCAAGAAAACCAUAAAAGAAAUAGUUGUAUGGCCUAUGCUUAGACCUGAUAUAUUCACAGGGUUAAGAGGACCCCCAAAAGGCCUGCUGUUGUUUGGCCCUCCAGGCACAGGCAAGACUUUAAUUGGUAAAUGCAUAGCCAGUCAAUCAAAGUCGACUUUCUUCAGCAUCAGUGCCUCCUCUCUGACGUCAAAAUGGGUGGGGGAGGGCGAGAAGAUGGUGAAGGCCUUGUUUUCUGUGUCACGGUGUCACCAGCCAGCUGUGAUAUUUAUUGAUGAGAUUGAUUCCUUGUUAUCUCAAAGAACGGACGGUGAACAUGAAGCCUCACGGAGGAUAAAGACCGAGUUUCUUGUACAGUUGGAUGGAGCUACCACAGAUUCUGAUGAAAGGCUGCUUGUGAUUGGGGCAACAAACAGGCCUCAGGAAAUUGAUGAGGCAGCUAGACGGCGGUUUGUGAAACGUCUGUACAUCCCUCUUCCAGAGAAGCUUGCUCGCCAACAGAUUAUCCUAAACUUACUCUCCUCUCAGAGGUAUCAGCUGUCAGAACAGGAGUUGAUGUCCAUAUGCGAGAAAACUGAAGGAUAUUCUGGGUCUGACAUGGCCAACCUGUGCCGAGAAGCUGCCCUAGGACCAAUAAGUAUCUCCUUCACUGAGAUAGAGCAGAUUACUGCUGAGCAGGUGCGCCCAAUUACCUUUGAGGAUUUUGUUGAGGCAAUCAGGCAGGUGCGAGCCAGUGUGUCCACGAAAGACCUUGACUCUAAUAUAGACUGGAACAAGCUCUACGGCUGUGGCGGGAAGUGACCCCGCUGAGUACACCCUUGAUGGUCGUCUUGGUGACUAGGUGAGAUUCUGAGGACUGGAAGGUGACAUCUUCCAUUUGGUCAGAAAGACAGUCUACACCUUGGAUUAUUGACUGUAAUGCUUUAAACAGGAGUUGUAUUCAUUGUUGUCUUACUGUGCUGAAUAAAUUAUUCAGUUUUUCUCUUGGUUUUGACUUGCUGUAUUC